CAGCAUGCAAACUCAUCGGUUCACGUACACAUUACACGUAGAUGAGGAUGAUGUAGCAAGAUUUGUAUUGUUGAUUGUACCUUUUCGCAGAAGUCAAAUAACAACUUAAAAUGCCCAAAAGUACGUCGUCCGUGCAGCCUCCUGUGGACUAUGUUCACCGUGGAAGUUGGAUGAUUGAUCAAGUGGAGAAAAUUACUACAGACGCUACAGCUACGGAUGUUAGUGGAAUAGAAGGGGCUGAUUUUCAUUUGAGUGACACAGGGGAUAUCUUCUGGAGUCUACCUGCCGGUGUCACAAAGACACCAUACUUUGCCUUAAACUUUGACCUCUAUGAGGUUAUUGGAGCCAAGUUUCAUGCAAUCAAGUUCAUUGGAAGCCGUAGUGGAGACAAGAUCAUACUCUUUGCUUCACAAAAGAGUUCCAACACCCUUCACCUGAAGUAUGAGAAUGAAUUCAUUUUCCACUGUGAAAAGGUAUGGAAGAUUGAGGAGGCCAUCUUGGAGCCAUUCAGUCUUCUCCGAGCUUUCAAGGAAGGUUUCUUCACUGACAUGGAAAUCAAGGCUGACACUGGCAAGACUUUUGGUGUCCACAAGAUCAUCCUCAAGUCCACCUGUCCGCAGUUAGGAUGGGAUAUGAGCCCCGCCCCUCUGACCGGGACCUCUGAGGUGGUCCUUUCGGCCAUCGUCCAUUUCCUUUAUACCGAGUGCCUCCCUGAUACCAUAGAUGAGGAAUCUGCACGGAAGAUCUUAGAGGUUGCUGGGAAGCUACCUGGUCUUGAGAGAUUGGCUAAUCUGUGUCAUCUGUACUUGCAUAAUUCAGAUGUCAAGAAUCAAAUCAUCAACCUGGUCCAUGACAUUCACGUUUGCGGUGAUCGCCUGAUACAACUCUUCAGCCCCAAGACGACAACAGCAGAGGGAGCCCUUCGUCAAGAUAAUAUGAUGCUUGAACCGUCCAAGUUUUCUUACGCUCUCAGACAGUGUAUAAAGGAGGGUGCUGUUGCUGGUAUGAAGGUGGUCAUGAUCUGUGAUCUCUUUAACAAGAGAAAGAGAGAAAUGACCAAGCAGGAGAGACAUGAUCUCAUGAAAUACAUCAAAUCUAGGUUACCUAUCUUUGUAAAGCAGCUCUACAAGUUCUAUGAAGUAUUCAAAGAGCAACUUACCCAAGAUAUCACACCCAAGCAAAAUGAUGAUCUAGCAAGAUAUCUUGUACCAGAGAUGAACAAGUGUCUUGAUAUUACUACUGAUAUGGUAGAACAAGGCAAAGAUGCUCUUGAAAUCAUCCUCAGAAAGAUGAAAGCCGAGGAAAACAAGAAGUUUUCUACCAAAGAUUACCUCAAGUACAUUGUUGUCAGUGCAAUGUUCAAGAAGGAGAUGGCCCAACUGAAGCUAGCCCAUGAAAGGAUGUGCGAACUAUUCCAGAGUAUGUUAUGGCGUCAAGAAGGAUUUGAUUGUCUCUCAGAAGCAGAUAAGAUGUUCUCUGUCAACAAAAAUAUCGAACAAAUUGUUGAAGAGUUUCCUGUUAUGCUUCAAAAACUGGAGGCAUUAGACACCAAUGUGAAUGAUGGGUCAAUGCGAGACUGGAAAUUCAAUUUCAAGAUGGGGACCUCAAGAGUUAUGUGGUCCUUUGAUAAGAUCAUUACGCAUCGUGAGAGAUUCAAACCAAUCGUCACCCAUCUGAACAAACUGAUUGGCCGUCAAGCUUUCACAGAUGGGUUGCUCCAUGUUGGUCUCCUAGCAUCUGCUACCGAUGUUGAUGAGCCUAGUACGUCAUCUGCUGCAUCACCGUUUCCAAUGGAUGUUGACACAGAGGAUGCACAAGAUCAGAAUGUCUCGCCUCUUCCAGUCAAACGGCCUUUAGUCUCUGAAUCUCUGUGUGUUCCACCGAGUGCUGCUGAGAGUAAACUGGCUAAAGCUAUGGGAGCCUUACUAGAGUCUGGUCUUGAGACUGAUAUGUGCUUCGAAGUCAUCACAGUAACAGAUGAACCAUCAGAUGUUGUUGUAGAUCACACUCAAGGUGAACCCAUCGUAACACAGGAGACAGAGAGAAAGGUUAUCAGACAUCCUCCAAUCUAUGCUCAUUGUGCUGUCAUAGCAGCUAGGUGUGAUCGCUUCAAGAGAGCACUACUAAGUGGCAUGAGGGAAUCUAUAGAUAAGAAAAUUGAGGUCCAUGAUACGGAUCCAGACCUUUUCAAGCAGUUCCUGGUCUUUCUCUAUUCAGGCCAGAUCAAUACAUCAGAGCUGACGAUGGAUCAGGUUGCUGAUAUGAUGUCCCUUAGUGAUAGAUAUGAGGUCGACACAUUGAAGCAUGUAUGUGAAGCAUCUCUGAAGACUAAACUCAAUGAAGAUACAGUACUUUAUCUCCUUGGACUUUCCGAUCAGUUCCAUGCUGUCACACUCAGGGACGCUACAUUGGCCUAUAUAGAGAAGCAUCCAUUCAUUGCUAGUUCUGAGAUUUAUGAUGAACUCCCUGAACAUCUCCAAGAAGAGGUCAAGCUUAGAGCAAAGAAAGGACAGGAGGUAGGAGAUAUAGACCCGAUGGCACAGUUCAAGGGGGAGCAGUAUGAUUCUAGUUCUACUUCAUCUACGGAAGAUGGCAUGAAAGGUAUUGAGGAAAGCCAUGAUGCUAUGUUAGAUGAAGUUGAUGAAGAGAAGGAGAUGAUAUGUAUCGAGAGAUUGAAGGAGAUCAUUGGUGAGGAUAUUCCUCAUGACAAGCUUGUUGAAAUCGUUCGUAUUGCAGACUAUGACAUCAAUAGAGCUGCUAAUUAUUACUACUCAUCAAUAUGAUCAUACCGAUUGGAUACCAACAUUUGUUUUCAGUUUCAAACAUUUCCAUGGUACUCUUGAUAAAAAAUAUGUUGUGACUUCAGUCAUGGUUGUAUCUUCUGUCUUUUCUUCCUUUUCCUCAUUUUUGUACCUGUACUUUUAUUCUGUACUAUACAUGAAUAAACCAUUAGAUUUUCUGUAUUUGUAUUAUCAUUGGUAACUUUGACUCAGUGAAAUCUAUUAGGCUCACAGAAAU
Messenger RNA from Lytechinus variegatus (green sea urchin), 3018 nucleotides. RefSeq lists its product as uncharacterized. The record is from RefSeq and is a predicted model, not a curated record. Lineage: Eukaryota; Metazoa; Echinodermata; Echinoidea; Temnopleuroida; Toxopneustidae. Bases 111 to 2783 code for a protein of 890 amino acids. Gene Ontology annotation, cellular component: cytoplasm. Gene Ontology annotation, biological process: regulation of proteolysis; proteasome-mediated ubiquitin-dependent protein catabolic process. Gene Ontology annotation, molecular function: ubiquitin protein ligase binding. The transcript has 21 exons.